AUGGCCAUUCAACACGACGCCGCCAUUCUCCCCCAGCAGGGUGGUCCCUUGUCCCUUGGCAAGCGUCCCACCCCCGAACCCGGUCCAAACGAGGUCCUCAUCGAAGUCAAAGCCGUUGCCUUGAACCCCUGCGACCAUUUCCAGCGCGACUAUGGCAUGCCUCCUGUGCCUAUCUACCCCGCCAUCAUCGGGUGCGAUGCUGCUGGUAUCGUCACCAAGCUCGGCGCAAAUGUCACCACCGUCCCCGGCCCAGGAAGUCGAGUCAUUGCCCUUGCCACAUCUUUCUACCAGAGCGGCUCCCCAGACCACGGCUCCUUCCAAAAAUACACAUUGGCUCAGUCCGAAGUUGUAAUUCCACUCCCUGACAAUUUCUCCUUCGAGGAAGGCGCGGUCUUCCCCUUGGCCGUGUUGACUGCCUUAACUGCCUGGACCACAAUCGGCAUUUCGCUCAACAUCCAGUACACGCCCGCGGACAAACAGGCGGUCCUAAUCUGGGGCGCAUCGAGCAGUGUAGGCUCGUUUGCCGUCCAAUCGGCCAAGUCUCUCGGCUUCACUGUCUACGCCACCGCCAGCCCCAAGCACCACGAUCUCGUCAGGAAGCUCGGAGCCCACGCUGUCUUCGAUUACAAGGAAAGCGAUGUCGUCAAUCAGAUCGUCAGUGCCGUGAAGAAGGAUGGCGUCAAGCUGCACAGCGCACACUGCGUGGUUGAUGGAGCUCUGCAGCCGACAUUGGACGUUCUCAAGGAGACCAAAGGCGAUGUAAAGGCAAAGGUUGCGCACUCGCCUCUUCUCCCCGAAGGUCACCCUACGCUCGACAAUACGGAUAUCACCUUUAACAUGCCAUCCAUGGAUGAGAUUGCCAGGAAGAAGCACUUUUAUGAGGUCUUUCAUGGCUGGCUGAAGACCGGUUUGCAGUCCGGGGAGGUAGUCCCCAGCCCUGCUAUCCAGAUUGAGAGUGGUGGUCUGGGCGGAGUGAACGCAGCAUUGGACAAGCUCAAGGGUGGUGUGAGUGGCACCAAGAUUGUUGUGCCACUCUAA
Messenger RNA from Penicillium soppii, 1038 nucleotides. RefSeq names its product zinc-binding alcohol dehydrogenase family protein. Gene Ontology annotation, molecular function: oxidoreductase activity, acting on NAD(P)H. The record is from RefSeq and is a predicted model, not a curated record. The coding region runs from base 1 to 1038 and encodes 345 amino acids. The transcript has a single exon. Lineage: Eukaryota; Fungi; Ascomycota; Eurotiomycetes; Eurotiales; Aspergillaceae.